Salarias fasciatus (jewelled blenny) is the source of this 2811-nucleotide messenger RNA. Its product is annotated as protein ILRUN. Gene Ontology annotation, biological process: macroautophagy. Lineage: Eukaryota; Metazoa; Chordata; Actinopteri; Blenniiformes; Blenniidae. Gene Ontology annotation, cellular component: phagophore assembly site. The record is from RefSeq and is a predicted model, not a curated record. The transcript is spliced from 5 exons. Gene Ontology annotation, molecular function: ubiquitin binding. Bases 113 to 985 code for a protein of 290 amino acids.
GCAGUCAGGUGACAUGCGCAGUCGGCCCUGUUGUUGAGUUUUGUUAUGACAAGUCGAGGCCUCGGACUAAAUUAGGAGCGAAGCCCCCCGUGUCUGCCCGGGCAAGUCCGCAAUGGAGGGCAUGGACCUGGACCUGGACCAGGAGCUCAUGCAGAAAUUCAGCUGCAUGGGCACCACGGACAAAGACAUUCUGAUAUCGGAAUUCCAGAGGCUGCUCGGGUUCCAGCUCAACCCGGCCGGAUGCGCCUUCUUCCUGGACAUGACCAACUGGAAUUUACAGGCAGCAAUCGGAGCCUACUACGACUUUGAGAGUCCUAACAUCAGCGCACCGUGCAUGUCCUUUGUGAAGGACGUGACGAUUGGCGAGGGAGAAUCAGUUCCUCCUGACACACCUUUCACAAAGACCUGGAGGAUACAGAACACAGGUGCCGAGUCGUGGCCUCCCGGGGUUUGUCUGAAGUACGUUGGCGGAGAUCAGUUUGGCCAUGUGAACAUGGUGAUGGUGCGAUCUCUGGACCCCCAGGAGAUGGCUGACGUGAGCGUGCAGAUGCAGAGUCCCGUGUCUCCGGGCAUGUACCAGGGCCAGUGGAGAAUGUGCACCGCCACUGGACUUUUUUACGGAGACGUCAUUUGGGUGAUCCUGAGCGUGGAGGUCGGCGGUCUGCUGGGCGUCACGCAGCAGCUCUCAAGCUUUCAAGCCGAGUUCAACACGCAGCCUCACCGCAGCCUGGAGGGAGACUACAACCCGUUCGCCUCGCCAGAGAAGAACAAGUGCCCCAACAGCAACAACAACAGCGUCUGUGAGGACAGCGGACAUAAAAUCGCGGGGGAACAUUGGCAGGGGGGCCCGAACCAAAUGCAGCAAGAGCAGAAUGGACUCUCACACAACUCUGUGGAUAUAGUAGCAAAUCGUCUACAAAGCAAUCUAUCGGUAGUCUCUUAUAACCAGGGUAUACAGGAGCCCUAUCCCUUCGGGCACUCUUAAAUCAUGGGACUUAUCACAGUGAAGGGGCACUAAGACCGUACCUCUGGAAUCGGUCACCACCAAUAACAGAAAAGAAGAGGCUUUAUCUGUAGCCGGUGGCCGUUCAAAAACACUUUAUGCAAAGUCCAGUUACCCUUUGGAAGCCAGAGGCCAGCGCUCCGUGACGUGCAGCUCAACCAACACCCCACACCCACUGUAUGCACGUGUGAAUGCUAAGUUAAAAAAAAAAAAUGAGUGCUAUGAGUCUUUUGAGUGAUGACUUUUUUUUUUCUUUUUCUUUCAUUUUUAAGAUUUCUCUUUCUUCUUUUUCCUUUUUUGUUUUUUAGCUGUCAAAGAGUGCACAUGAAACAGUGAUGAGAAGAGCGUGUGUUUGUGAACUCUGUGUAGAUGUGCGUGCAUUGUGCAACAAGAAAAAGAGACUUUGGAGGAAAAGCCAUUGAUUUUUUGCCAACUGAUUCUCCAGUUUCUGCUCCAACUCUUUAUAACUCGAGGAAUUGGUUUUUUCCGGCUCCUGUGGCUCUGACAGUUCCGUCAUCUCAGAAAACAUGUUUUUUUUUUUUUUUGCUUAAUUUUCUUAAACAUUUACUAAAGAUGCAACAUUUUAAAGAAGCUUAUAUAAAGGCUGAUGAGCUCCGUGUGUGUGUUUUCACAUGGCUCACACAUAAUGGGCAAUAAUCCAUGUGAUCAUGAUACCUGCAGUUUUAGAAGCAAUGCCUCUUUCUUUUCCCCCCCACUAGAGGGAGUCAGUUAAUUCUCACAAGAGUAGGUUUAGUUUGUUCCCAUCACCCCGAUACCUUCUGUAGUCAAACAGGAUGACUUUUCGAGCUUCCCGCUGUAAAUUCCAGAAAGACGGAUGUUUUUAACAUCAGAUCUUCGACCUGGAAGCUCAGAGUCCUGGUGAGAUUCUGAAAGUUACUGCUCAUACCUUUCGAACAAAUCAUCGAUCACACUUGACAAAUGCAAAUAUAUGAAACAAAAGAUUCUUAGCUAGUGGCAUCGUAUCCCUAAUCAUGCAACGUUCGCCAUAGAUGUAAAGGUUUAGUGUAGUUUUCAUUGCCAGCACAGGAUAGAUAACUCCAGAUUAUUACUAUUACACCAUAAGAUACUGAACUGAAAACAUUUAAAAACAUUCAAAUCAUUAAAACAUUUUUUUUCAAAUCACUGCUCUACAUUUGCAAUUUUAAGCUUUUGAAAAGAUAUCAAGCUGAAUGUAUUUGAUGAAUGUAGAAGAGGUGAAAAUAAUGUGUUUCUAAAUGUAUUCAUUUUCCCAAAGAUUCUACGUGGUAUAUUUGCACUGAACUGGCAGUUUUCAUUCGUGUAACAUCCGUUCAACGUCUCGCUAUCUCCCGUUUGAAACCGUGCUCGCAAAAAGCCCCACAGUCGAGUCUACAAAUGUUGUCCCUGUCGUAUGAUCGUCAUCAGCAUUGGAAGCGUUUUAUCCCCCGAUGAAACGAUCAUAUCCUUAAGAACUGCUGCUGCACACCUGCCUGCCGGCUGGCUCAUCUAUGCACUGAAUUGUUGGAGGCCGGUGCAUACUCUCUUCCCCCCCCCCCCCCCCCCCCCCCCCCCCCCGCAAGGCGCUAUUAGCUCUGUGAUUUUUAUCUGUCCACAGCCAUAUAUAUUUCCUCGUCAGGGAAACAACCUGUUUUCUUUGAGGCACUAACUGUAAGCCCCCCGGGGUGUGAAAUCCUCGACGAAGCAGCAGCAACACCAGCCGAUACUACAGCCUGUGACGAGGACCCCCCACCCCCAAACCCCACCCCCACCCCACCCCACCCCACCCCCGGGGGGGGGGGGAAAUGUGCAGCCUUGUCGGUAAACGUGAA